AUGGGUGACUACUCUAAAUUACUUGAAUUUUACAAAAAAGCACAGAAAAUCUACGAGCAAGCUCUGCCUCCGAAUCAUCCCUCAUUGGCUGGAAGUCACUUGAGUUUUGCAGCGUGUUACGAACGAAUGGAUGAUUACACAGCAGCUAUUAAGGCUGUGAAAAGUGCUAUUCAAAUUCAGCAAAAAGCUUUGGAAGAAGCUAAUCCAGCUAUUGCUUUUACAUUCAACUGGUUUGGAAAAGUUUAUCGCAGUAUGAAAGAUUACUCAACGACACUCGAGUGUUUUGAAGAAUGUCUCGCAAUACGCCGAAAAAUAUUACCUGAAACACAUCAUUACCAGGCUAUUACAUACAAUAAUAUUGGUGAUGUUCAUUGA
Messenger RNA from Rotaria sp. Silwood2, 375 nucleotides. The record is from the annotation of a GenBank genome assembly. NCBI's taxonomy places the organism in Eukaryota, Metazoa, Rotifera, Eurotatoria, Philodinida, Philodinidae.